AGAGGCACAUAAUCGGUUCAGGAACAAUGACCCUACCACAAGACGGAGGGCAGAAAUAGCCUAAGCUACUCUAUCCUUUGGAGAUGUAUUUUAUUGUCUCAAUAAACGUACUUGAACCACAUUAGGGAGGUCUAGGCUGCUUUAUUUUUUUUUUUUUAGGUUCAGCUACUUGGAACAAAAACUUGGAAGUAGCAUAGACUAUAGUGAGCCCGUAGUGGACUUACCUGGCACAGUAGCGGGGCUGUAACUCGAUAAAGUCCAGGCCUGGUGGAGGGUCGUAAUUAUUAAGGUACAGUUAACGGUUCUUAUAACUGACCUUAAGUUAAGAGUCGGGUGUAAGUGUACUACACAACUGAGCUGGCAACACCUCACUGUAUACCCGCUGUGUACACUCCCACACCCAAUACUCUCCCCUCAGUACUUUCAAGACUACAGACUCUCCCGCCCCCCCCCCCAACCCGCGUAGUAAGUAAUCAAACGAAAGUGAAAACUGGAUGACUACGGCGCGUGGGCCGGGUUAAAGGUCACCUAGACCCGCCUCCGGCUCCUCGUCUCGCUCCUGUGCUCUACGACACUGUGUUUAUUCCUGCUCUUGGUCAAAGACGUUUAUCACGAGUAUUGAUGUGUUUGUUUAUACUGUGUGUGUUGCUCCUACACGUGUCACAAGUAUUGUCUUCAACUCUGGAAAAGUGUUCCAUCUAGAGUGAGCCUCCAGACAGCACCACUGUGCCAUCAGUGGUUGUCUGGGGGGAUACAUGAUAGACUAACCAUCUACGGUGACCGUCUGGAUCAUUGUUUUAAUAUUGAAUGGGUCAUGGUGCCGUGAACGACUGAUAGGGUUAUUACACGCUCACAUCAACCAUCUGUGGGGGGGCCUGGAAGAUUAGUCUGUCUAAUCGACCGUCCCGAUAUGAACCAGGUAAGACAGCAACGCUCACCAAGGUCAGCUGGAGGGGUGUCUGCAGUUUACGUCUUCCUAAGAGAUCGGAAGAUUAUUUGAAGGACGAUACCAUCCGUUGCAACCGUCUGGAUUACUUGUGGAGAUGUAUGUCGCCGACUUUGACGGUCUGGAUAUUCCCGGGAAGAUUCCAUCAUACACAGUAUCCGUCUGUAUGAACCCUGGAAGAUUCCAGUGUUCAUAAAUACCGUCUCCUAUUGUUUACACCGUCUACACUCAUCAACAAUGUUCUAACAGUAAAUAUAGGAAUGUUAUUCCAUCCUAUGUUCUUCAAACAAAAUGUUUAACUCGCCUGUGGCUUCUCCGAGACGAUUACGUGUGUGUUAACACCUGGGUUCUCCCGGCUCGGGGACCUCCCUCGUGUAGGGUCACUGCACUAAUCUACUAGAGCGAACACACUUGCAGAAUUCGUCUGGAGGAGCCGGAACACCCCCCACCUAGCAUCCGACAUAGGAGCCCGAGGUGCUUCUAGCAGCCGCCCCAGACUCGCCACCUUCGGGUGAUAGACUGGUUACAAAAACAUGAUCUUGUUCUCGUUCUCUCAUCCUCUUUCCCUUCCCUCCUCGGUGUGGGAGGUGGACCAGUAUAUAGGGCUCGUACACCAGCCUCCCCAGCCACUCUCCUGUUCUCCCUCGUACUACACGCGCCUCUACUCUCCCAGCAUGAAGGUGAUCGUCCUGGUGGUGGCAGGGGUGGUGGCUGUCAGCACGGCUCCCCAGGAAUACACCUACGACGCCCCUGGCCCCGUCUCCUACAACUUCGGGUACACCGUGGAGGCUGUGGACGCCUACAAGCAGCCGCUCCAGUUCGGCCACAGGGAGGACCGCGAGGGCGCCAAGACCAGCGGCGCCUACUACGUCCUCCUGCCCGACACGCGCCUCAUGACCGUCAACUACUACGUCGACGACACCGGUUUCCACCCCACCUACACCUACGAGGGCAAGGCAGUCUUCCCCGAGGCGUACCCUGCAGGCAAGGCAGCUCCGCCCUCACAAGGCAACAGCUACAACCCUCCCAAGGGCAAGUAAGAAGCGUUUAUAUCAUCUGGAAGACACAAACACCUCCUCCACUUAGUUGUGACCUGCACCGAUCUCUGUGCCAGCAACAACAGCCUAGCUCAUCACGUGCAGGUGAAGCUUAACCUUCAGUACGAGAUAUUCUAAAGCAAGUCGUUGAGGAAGAACGAAUAUGUAUUCAUUCAUUAGACUUUCCUUGAUUGUUCAAUGGUCUUGUUGUGGGUUAUAGUGCGCGUUCCUCGUUCCAGGCGCUCCUGGUGGCCCAGUGUGGUCACUCCAUCAUGUAUGAUGUCUCACUCUUGUAUGGUACGUGGCCUUGUAUAGGGUAGCUGGUUAUAUGUUUGGUACUUAGUCAUGUGUACUCAUAUUGGCAUCCUUGGUGAUAUUUAGCGCCCUCUGAUUAUUCAGCACAUUUGAUGGUGCUACACAGCCUUCCCGGUUUGGUGCCUUCUUUGGAUAAUUACUUAUUUAGUCAUGUGUAUGGUACGAGGCCUUGUAUAAGGUACCUGGUUAUAUAUGUAUGGUACUUAGUCAGGUGUAGUGACCAUAUGAAUGGUACUUAGCCAAAUGUAUGGUACUUAGCCAUAUGUGUGGUACGUGGUCAUAUGUAUGAAUACACGUUUGUAAAAUGAAGGAUGGUGCCUACAAUGGCACCAUUGUAUCGUGCCAUAUUGCGUAUUACUGUCAAUUUGUGUUCGAACGUGGUUCGAACACCAAUUUACGGUAAUAAAACGGUUGUUAGUGUGGUGAACCUGUUUGGUAGUUCCUGUCUUCCCACAGGCCCCGUUCACCCUAGGGCCUAACCUUCCUUCCUUCUCACCCUGAGGGUCUGUUCACCCUAGGAGGUGGCAACAGCAGUCGCCGCUGGCACUUCUCACCCUAGUCAUCCUGUACCCUCAUUCCUUUAUUAUAUUGUACAAAUAUUAACGUUUAAACAUUUUAUUGCAUCUUUUUAAUGAAUAAAGAUUUAUUAGA
This is a messenger RNA of Procambarus clarkii (red swamp crayfish), 2949 nucleotides long. RefSeq names its product pro-resilin. Lineage: Eukaryota; Metazoa; Arthropoda; Malacostraca; Decapoda; Cambaridae. Gene Ontology annotation, cellular component: extracellular matrix. The record is from RefSeq and is a predicted model, not a curated record.